Trichoplax adhaerens is the source of this 663-nucleotide messenger RNA. RefSeq lists its product as uncharacterized. The annotation marks the transcript as partial. NCBI's taxonomy places the organism in Eukaryota, Metazoa, Placozoa, Uniplacotomia, Trichoplacea, Trichoplacidae. The transcript has 2 exons. Gene Ontology annotation, cellular component: cytoplasm. The record is from RefSeq and is a predicted model, not a curated record.
GUCGUCAGUUCAUCCCCUUUUGUCCUUAAGCUACAAACUUUUCUACGAAUGGCGAAUAUUAAAUACGUUCAUGACCCGAAGAAUCAUUUUGGUCGUAAAGGCAAAAUGCCAUGGAUUGAACUGGACGGGAAAGAUUAUUGCGACUCCACAUUUAUCAUCGAAUUUUUAAGAGAAAGAUUUAAUUUAAAAAUUGACAAUAAUCUUAAUGAACAACAACAGUCGUUGGCCCGUGUUAUACAGAAGACUAUCGAAGAAAAUACAUUAUGGGCAAUGAUUGCAUAUCCUCGUUUUGUUGAAGAUUUUGAAUGGUUUAGACAAACGAGCGAUUUACCCUGGAUUGUAGGUAUUGCUUUUCGGAUAGCAAUCAUUCCUUCUAUUAAGAAAAGUAUGAAUAGGCACGGAAUCGGUAGACAUUCACCUGAAGAAAUUAGACACAUUGCUAAAGGUGAUGUUAAAGCCUUGUCGAACCUCCUUAACGACAAAAAGUACUUUCUUGGCGAUGAACCUUCUACAAUCGAUGCUGUAGUGUUUGGCUUUUUAGCUAAUGUCCUUUGUGGUUUACGGAAUGGAAGCUGGCCGAAUCAGAUGAUUAAGAAGGAAGCACCCAAUCUAGUAGCUUUCUUCGAACGUAUGAAGGAAAAAUAUUGGCCAGACUGGGAUCAA